AUGUGGUCGUGGUUUCACCACUCAACACCAGCAUCCAACGUCCCAGCUCCGUCAACCACACAUGCGUUCGUCACAACGACAACGUACACGCCCGGCGGAGGAACCGUCUACAGCACAACAACCAUAACGAGCUACGUGGAUCCGCCUCGUCCCACAUCUACAAAAGUGGUAUUUGUAACGGCACGUCCACCAGCCAGACGGAGCGGAAACACGCCAGCUGGAGUAAUAAUAGUACCCACAACACCAGCAAAGCCGGAGCCUGUCCACUUCGCCCCCCUCAGCCGCCGCAGAAAUCUCCGUCCGCAAUUAACAGCGCUCCCAUCUCCAGGCGACCUCUACGUAUGCACCGACCCCGGCUUCAGCGGCACAUGCACGUACAUACACUCGACGACAUACAAGUGCCACAACAUGCCGCCGCACCUGGUAACGUAUAUAUCAGCGAUCCGGCCGGACCGCGGCCAGCGCUGCAGCUUCUUCACGAAAUGGGGGUGUGAGCAGCUGGAUGCGCCGUGGAUGAAUGCGUUGAGAUGGCCCGGCGCGAGCGAUCUUAGCCUGUUUGGCUUGGAUGAUGCCGUGCUGAGCUGGGAGUGCUGGGAGGAUGAUUGCGAGGGCGUGCAGCGCGAGGGCGGGUGCUAUGAGAAUGCUGAUGGGACGCCGAAGCAGCCUUGA
Messenger RNA from Exserohilum turcica Et28A, 669 nucleotides. RefSeq lists its product as uncharacterized. The transcript has a single exon. The record is from RefSeq and is a predicted model, not a curated record. NCBI's taxonomy places the organism in Eukaryota, Fungi, Ascomycota, Dothideomycetes, Pleosporales, Pleosporaceae. The coding region runs from base 1 to 669 and encodes 222 amino acids.